This is a messenger RNA of Thrips palmi, 3880 nucleotides long. RefSeq lists its product as uncharacterized. The record is from RefSeq and is a predicted model, not a curated record. The transcript has 15 exons. The coding region runs from base 679 to 1683 and encodes 334 amino acids. Lineage: Eukaryota; Metazoa; Arthropoda; Insecta; Thysanoptera; Thripidae.
GAACGCACUCCGAAACCGGCAGUGGAGUUGGAGCAGUGCGUUUCGUCGUAAGGUUGGCGUAGGAACUAUGUGAUGAUGGUGUGCUGAAAGAAGAGACCUCUGGCUUUCGGUAGAAGCUAUCCCCGGUACCACGGGGUCACGAGGCUCUCUCAGCGUCCAGGCGAACUAGUGUGAAUGGAUCAGGAGACGUUUGCGAUGCGGCCCCGCGUAUGUUGUUGUUUUUUGAUUUCGUCUCCGAACGAAGUGUGCAAGAACGAACUGAAGGAAGAUUCCAUGAUCAUGGUGGUGGUGACAUCUCAGCGGAGGUAUGCAGUAGACAGACAACUUCGCACCUAUCACUAAGUUCAAAUCAGAUGCAACAAGAUGGAAGCAGGAUACAAAAAAUUACCCGUUCUUUCAAGGAGUGAAAGCCCCGAGAUUGUGAAGAACUGUUGCGGCUUUGGAACGAGUGACAAAAUGGAUGGAGUCCUUUGAUGGAUCUUCAAGCCUUCAGAAAUAGACAGGGUUCAGCCGUUCUUCCAAAGAGUGAAGCCCCAAGAUUGUGAAGAACUGUUGCAGCUUUGAAAUGAGUGACAAAAUGGAUGGAGUCCUUUGAUGGAUCGUCAAGCCUUCAGAAAUAGACAGGGUAUGAAUUUACUGCCACUGAAGUAAGGAGUCACUGCUGGCAUUGUUGGUCAAAUGCAAUACUUAGAAAAGUUAGCCCUUCCAAUUUCGUUGGUCAAUGAACACAUAGCCUCUCUGUCCAAGGCCUUUGAAUCUGAUAGACCAGGUGUAAUUCUCGAGGAUCACCUAGGCCCCACGAAGCAUUUGCGACAAAGUUCUGCUCAAAUGCGAACUCUUGCUUUACUGCUGCCUUUUGUUCUACAAAAGGAGACAGCUGAUGGCAGCAUGGUGUUCAGUGGAGAUCAAGAAUAUUUGGAUUGCCUCAUUUGUGUGUUACAAUUUCUUCAGUUGUCUAUGGCCUUCAAGUUUCAUAUAACGGAUGUUGAAGUUUUGAGAAAAAAGAUUGAAAAGCUCCACGCCAUGAUCCUUGCCCUUGAUGAAAUCAAUAUGGGCAAAUUACAUUUUUUGCACCACCUAUUCGAUGGGAUUGCUUUGUUUGAAGUGUUUCGCCAAGUUGCAUGUUUUCGAUGUGAAGGUCAUCAUGCCUCUUUCAAGAGACUUCUGAAAAUCUUGCACAAUUUUUUGAACCCUUUAAAGACUCUGGCGGUUCGUCAUGAAAUCUCUAAAUGCCGCCAAAUGAUGAAGAAAAAUUAUCUCUAUGAUGUUCAUGAGUGCACUCCUAAACAGGAGGUGUCCAAAGCAGUUAACAGAAAUGUGAAUUUAAUCAAGGACUCAUUUCCUGACUGGCAAACUAUUGUAUUGGUAUCAAAGGUGAAGAUUUUUGGGACAACUUUCAAAGAGGGUAGCCCAAUCCUCCUUGCAGACAGUCCACCAGAGUUUGCUAUCGUUAAACGUAUGUAUCAGAUAAAUGGAGAAAAAUUUUCAUUCUUAUGCCAGAAAACAAAGACAAAGUGCUUCGCCAUGAACCUGAAUGCGUAUGAAAUUUUUCCUGUUGGCACCAUAGUAGCAAUUGAUGUGUUCCAGCUUAACUUUCUCCAUCCAAUUAUUUCUUUGACCUGGCAAGGGAAGAAAUAUGUCCUGCCUUUGGGACAUCGCUCCUUGCUGGUUGGAGACACUUAGGCCAUCUACUAAAGCACUUCUGAAAGCGCUAAAGUAAAGUGAAUAAUGCUGAUAUAAUACAAGGAAUUGCUUCUACUUGCUGCCCCUAUAGUCCUCCUUCUGUUGCGGAUGAUCAGAUAAUGGAAAAGAUUGUUUUUACAAGUUUGAUUUAACACCGUUACACUGACAAAUCGCAGCAGUAAAGAAAGCGUUCGCAUUUGAACAGAGCUUUAGAAUAAUGACUGUCAGCCUGAAGACAGACUACGAUGACCAGCCAGUUGCUAUGCGCUGGAUGAGGGCUCCUUGAAAGUUUGCUGUAUAACUUGACUCCCACCUCUUCUCUGAACACUCUCCUUGAUUUGUCGAUUCUUAGAUUAUGGAUUGGAUCGUGUUUAUAAGUGUGAUUCCUUUCCUAAAUCCUUUUGUUACUGAGCAAGUUUUGAGUUCCUGUUAUCAUGCUUUAAGUAGCAGACUGGCUGGCAGGCUGGCUGGCUGGCAGGCUGGCUGGCUGGCAGGCAGGCUGGGAGGCAGGCAGGCAGGCAGGCAGGCAGGGUAGCAUGCUCGCAGGCAUGCUGGCUGGGAGGCAGGCUGGAAGGCAGGCACGCAGGCAAAAGAACACAUCUGCACACAGCAAAUAUUGGAUAGGAAGUGGCAUGUUUUAUUUUUGCAAGAUCGCUGGAACACAACAUUUGUGAUGCAUUUUUGGAGUGCAGUGGUGCAUGAGUAAUUUUAAAUAGGCAGUGACUAUGAUGAUUAGCUAAUGCCUCUACAUACAAGGUAUGAGAAAUAUAAACAGUGGGAAAAUGUGAAUAUGCGAGUUUUUUAAUUUGUGGCAGGAUUAAUCAUCAAAACACUAUACCUAUCUCUUUAGUUUUCUUAUUUGUUACUAGAGGAGCUGCAGGUGUAUUUUGUCUGAGAUAAUGAAGUGGGUAUUUUUUAAAAGUUUGAUUCAUUUUCUAUUUUAAAUAUUUGUACAAUGUUUAACUUCUCUUGGCAAACUUUAACUGGGUGCCACAGCAUCUGAAAACAUGGUACGUUUUUCCAUGUGCUAUUCAAUAAACACUGAAAGAGCAAUGUAAUGAUCCCAGUUUUGAUUUAAAAUUACAGGUUGGCUUGCUGUUAAGGGCGAACCUAAUGACUGACUGAGCUCACCAAGCAGUUCCAAUGUGCUGGCUGAAGGCUGACCACAAGUUUGCCGAAUUGUAUGAUUUCCACCUUUCCUCUGAAUUCUCUCCUCCUUUUGAGGGUCUUCAGGUGAUCAUAAGGAUGAAUUUUUAUUCAUUUUCUAUUUAUAAGAUUUGUCCGAUGUUUUACUUUCCUCGGCAAUCUCACUUGUCUUGCUGCGUAUGGCUGACCUGAAGACAGACUACGAUGACCAGCCAAUUGUUCAGCGCUGUCCGAGGUCUUACCAGAAGUUUGCGGUAUACCUUGAUUCCCACUUUUUCUCUCAACUCCUUCUUUGUUUUGUGUAUUUUGUUGAGAUAAUGAAAUGGGUACUCUUUAAUUUUGGAGUUCGAUUCAUCUUCUAUUUUAAAUAUUUAUAGAAUGUGUUACUUUUCUUGGCAAUCUUACUUAGUUCCACAGCAUCUUAAAACAUGCUUGUCUUGCUGCUUCUUGCUAACCCAAGACUGACUUAGUCAACUAGCAAGGUGCCAUGCGCCGGAUGAGGGCUCACUGGAAGUUUGCAGUUUAUCUGAUUCCUACCUUUCCCCUGUAUUCUUUCCUCUUUUUGAGUAUCUUCAGAUGAUCAAAAGGAUGGACUUUAUAAGUUUUAUUCAGUUUCUAUUGAAAAUAAUUGUCCAAUGUUUUACUCUCCAAGGCAAUCCAAGGAGACCAGCACAGCUUCUUCUGCAGCAAGAGACAAAAUGUGAUGUGAGAAAACAUUGCUGACCUUAAGCUCCCUGAUUUAUCUGAAUGCCAAGGAUAUUACUUCCAAACACAAUUUUGACCUUCCACCUCUUGCUGCUCCACCAGGUACUAAGUCACAACAAGAUUCCACCAGCCGCCACCGGGCCCCACUUCAGUCACUAGAAUUAUUGUGGAUCAGCUGCUUUCGUCUGGAUGCAUUGCAAUAACAAAGUGAACUUGGAGUGAUUGGAGCAUCAUUGAAGGGUUAUUGGACUCACUUUUUAACGUGGAGAACUACGAAGACUGCUACGUACGUUAGUCUCCAGUUACUCGAGCUGCACUUCAAGAAAAGUACAAUGAAUGCUAGCAA